Trypanosoma conorhini is the source of this 2937-nucleotide messenger RNA. Its product is annotated as chromosome-associated protein H. The transcript has a single exon. Gene Ontology annotation, biological process: mitotic chromosome condensation. The record is from RefSeq and is a predicted model, not a curated record. Gene Ontology annotation, molecular function: chromatin binding. Gene Ontology annotation, cellular component: condensin complex. Lineage: Eukaryota; Euglenozoa; Kinetoplastea; Trypanosomatida; Trypanosomatidae. The coding region runs from base 1 to 2937 and encodes 978 amino acids.
AUGCAAGGUGACGAGGGUCGGCAGCGCCAGCCCCUUCGGCGUGGUGAGCACGCGGCAGCGGCGGCAACGCUGCCCGUGGAGCCAUCGUUCAUAUUUGACGAGGGACGCGGCACCGUUCCCUUCAGCCAGCAGGGCACGCCACAGCCGACGCUGUCGGCCUCGCGUCAGCGUCCGCGCUUCGCCACGGCGCAGGACCUUGACGACGCCCUCCUGCAGGCCAUUGAGGGCAAAAUUACCCGCAAGAACGCCUGGGUCUCGAAGGACGCCAGCAACCUGCUGGAGGGCAUCACCCACACCGUUGAGAGUACGCUGGAUGCCGCGACAACCACCGACGAGUACUCCAGUUUUGCCAAGGUGGCAACCGUCGUGGAGGGAUGUUCAAAGGUCUGGACCAGUCGCGUCGACAGCACGUACCAGCGCUCCAACCAGAUGCUGCGGCGUCUGCUGCGGAACGAGGAGGGCGACGGGGACGGCAGCGACGGCGAAGCAACCGGCGCCGAUGGAGACGCGGGUGUCGACGGCUCUGGCUCUGCCGCCGCCGCCGCCGCCGCCGCCGAGCGCAGGCGGAAGGCCGCCCAGCGUCGCACGCAGUCGGCCCGCACCAUCGCCCUGGACCCGUCGGAGAUCAACCUGGACGGCAAGGGCCGCGUGACGCUGGUCCAUACCGGCGUGAACGCGCAGUUUCGUGCCAUCACGGAAAAGUUCGAUCAGGGCAACGCGCAGGGUCUGCUACUGCACAACACACCGCUGGGAGGCGCGGGAAACCUGAUCCUCGACGUGGACUACGCACGCGAGACAGGUCGCGAGUACUCCACGCGACGAAUUCGCCUUUCUGGCGGAUCCCGACACGCCAAGCAAGAAACGGAGGAUGAGGAAGCGUUGAUGCGUGCCGCCGCCACCGCCACCGCCACCGCCACCGCCACCGCCGAGGAGUUUGAUGUCGGCCUCGACGAGCCCCUCGAUCUCCCCCCGUUCCUAUCUGUUUUCUCCACAACGGCGUCGGCGGGGCAGAGUCCGCUUUCUGGGGAUAAUGGGAGGGGCGGCUACCGGCUGAGUGGCGACAGCGGCGUGAGGGCGGAGGAGGAGGCGGGGCGGCCGUCCAUGAUGUUGCCGUCGCUGCUGCUGCUACCGCACACGACGCCGUUAGAGGCGGAGGGGGCCGGGGGCGGCCACUCGGCGGCCAUCGGGGAGCCACAGGGCCCACCGCAGGAGUCGGGGGCCGCCGCCUCGCUCUUCGCCGCAGACCACCAGCAACAGCAACUGCCGCCGGAGUACGAGCCCGACGCGGACGACGGGGACUGGGGCGGCGGCACGGACUACGGCGGCGCCUUUGACGAGGACGAGGACGAGGACGAGGACAACAACACCAACACCGGCGCCAGUUUUGGCGUUGCAAGCGGGAGCGACGCAAAUGCGGAGGCGCUGCGCGAGCGUGUCGCGACGGAGGCACGCCAUUUGGUCUCCGGCGUCGCCGAGUUGAAUGCCAUCGACGGUUGCCUCUUCGGCGAGAAUCGUCUGGCGCUCGAGGCGGAGGACCCCACCUCGUGGUUCCCGCUUGCGGAGCCGCCUGUAUCUGCGUUGUUGGGCAGCGCGGCACACAAAAACUCCGAGUUGCUGCGGCUUCACAAGGAACACCGCCUCGCGCAGGCCGUUGCACUGCCGCAGGGCGGGUCCACGCCGGCGAACAAGCGCGUGAAGCGGGAGAAGACCGUCGCGUUUGAUCUUCCAGGAGAGUUGGCCAUUGCCGCCGCCGGUGGCGGGGAUGCGGGAAACUCCUCGUCCUCCUCCUUCCUCCUCUCGGGUGGGAGCGGCGUGGACAGUUCCGCCCUCAAGCAGAGCACGACCUCCGGGAAGAACAUGACGCCGCUCGGGAAGGAGCUGCUGCUGGGGAAGGAUCCGAACGCCAUUCUUGCCUUCACGCAGAGCGUUGUGCAGCGUGCCAAGGCGCAGGAGGCCGGGCUGCUGCUUCCAGAGCCACCAGUGCCCGGCAAAAGCAUUCCGUCGUAUCUGCCUUACCCAAUCCACGUGCCAACUUUCUUUCAGCCCUUCUCAACCUCGCUGCUGCAGUGGAAUCUCCUGCGCAAGUCAGCAUCGGGCCACACCCUUGCAAUUGGCAGCGCCGCGCCCUCCCGGCGCGUGAGUGGCGUCCUUGCGAAUAAAGACUGGGACGCAAAAAGGAGCGGAGACACCCAGAGCCAAUUUGGCCGCGACGACGACGACGACGGCGACGACGGCGGCGGCAGUGGUGGACCCGGCGCAGUUGGCGCCAUGCCUGUGGAAUUUUUUCAUGGCGGCGCCGAGGCCGACGACGAAUUCAUGGGGGCCGGCGGCUUCGACGACUACGACGAGGACGGCGGCGUCGCCUACCGGGGUGCGGAGGACCCGCUGCGGCAGGUGGAGGCCCAAAUACUCUCGAGCCUCGAGCGUUCCGAGUUGGCGCGGGCAAGUGCUGCCGCGACGACGGCGUUGAGCGACGGACGCCGCAGCGGCGCCAGCGCGCUCGCCGGCGUGGACCCGCUGACGCUGGCGCGGGUGCUGCAGCCGCCGCAGACGGCUCUCCCGUCGCAGGUGGACGUUGUGCGGCUGCGGCAGGAGAUGUGGCGGGCACUGGAGGACGCGAUGCGGCGCAGCCCCGCCGCCCAGGCGCGGCCCCACGACGGGGAGGAGCGGCGGAAGUCGGCGGGGCACAAGCGUCGCCGUGCGGCGGAGGAGGAGGCGGGCGGGGCGGGGCGGCCGCGGUUCAGUGAGCUGGUCCUGCCCAUCCUGCCGCGCGUGCCGACAAUCUCCGCGACCGGCACGCUGUCGCCGGCCUUCUUCUUCUUUUCCAUUCUCUUCCUCGCCAACGAGCAUGGGGUGCUGUUGGAGAGCGUGCCCGGGCUGGACGACCUCGUCGUGCGGGGCGUGAGUCCCCCGGCAAGUCCCGCGGCCGCAGAGUGA